Pipistrellus kuhlii (Kuhl's pipistrelle) is the source of this 1193-nucleotide messenger RNA. RefSeq names its product coiled-coil domain containing 92 (gene CCDC92). The record is from RefSeq and is a predicted model, not a curated record. NCBI's taxonomy places the organism in Eukaryota, Metazoa, Chordata, Mammalia, Chiroptera, Vespertilionidae. The transcript is spliced from 4 exons. The coding region runs from base 114 to 1031 and encodes 305 amino acids. Gene Ontology annotation, cellular component: centriole.
GAGCUGCGCGCCUGCGUCCCACCCGCCAGACCGCUCCGCCCGGUGCGGGCCCCGCGCCGCCGCGGGUGCGGGACGGGCGCCGCCCCCGCCCUGCCCGGCCACCGCACGCCAGCAUGGCGGCCUCGAACCUGGAGAACCAGCUGCACAGCGCGCAGAAGAACCUGCUGUUCUUGCAGCGGGAGCACGCGGGCACGCUCAAGGGCCUGCACGCCGAGAUCCGGCGGCUGCAGCAGCACUGCACAGAUUUAACAUACGAGCUGACCCUCAAAAGUUCAGAGCAGACAGGGGACGGACGCAGCAGCGAGCUGCAGAGGCGCUGCGAGGACCUGGAGGCGCAGCUGCGGGCCAAGGAGCAGGAGCACGAGGAGCUGCUGCGCGAGCUGGAGCAGAGGAACGCGGCCAUCGCCGUGCUGGAGACCACCGUGCGCGAGCGCGAGAGGCGGUACCUGGAGGAGCUGAAGCUCAAGAGCCACAAGCUGAGCCUGCUGUCGGGGGAGCUGGAGCAGCGCGCCGGCACCAUCGCCUACCUGACCUCGCAGCUGCACGCCACCAAGCGGAAGCUGCUCGGCUCCAGCGGCACCUCGGACGGCAGCCCCGGCGGGAGCCCCGUGCUGGCCGGCUACAAGCCCGCGCCCCCCAAGGACAAGCUGCCGGAGACGCCCCGCCGCCGCAUGAAAAAGAGCCUGUCCGCCCCCCUGCACCCCGAGUUCGACGAGGUCUACAGGUUUGGGGGCGAGAGCCGGAAACUCCUCCUGCGGGAACCGGUGGACGCCAUGCCCGACCCCACCCCGUUCCUGCUGGCCAGGGAGUCGGCCGAGGUCCACCUCAUCAAGGAGAGGCCCCUGGUCAUCCCGCCCAUCGCGUCCGACCGCGGCUCCGGCGAGAAGCACAAGGUGCACGUGGGCGUGGCCCACCGCAUCCACCACAUGGCCCCGCCGCAGGCGCAGCCCGAGGUGGAGACGCUGGCGGUGGACCAGGUGCGCGGGGCGGCAGCCGUCAGGAAGAACUCGGGGACGGACAGAACUGUGUGAGGCCGCCCCGCCCACCGCUGCCACACUGUGAUCACCGCUCCGGAACGCCCGUCACGCCGUUUUGUUUAGUUUCCAUGCAUGCCGAACUCUCAGACCCGCCAGCAGCCUUCCCCGCCCACCACCGUCUCCUCACCCACGUGCCCGUGCCCGAUGCAGCUCCCG